AUGAACGAUGAUAAAUUGAUCAAAAAACCAAAAGAGAAACAAGUUAGAAAAGAUCAAUCCUCAUCGAACCUUUUCGUGGGGACAAAAGAAGACAAAAAGAAAAAGAAAACUCAAGUUUCUCGUUUAGAAAUUGGAGUUCCAGAUCCUAUAGAAGAGCAACAAAAAGUGCUUGGACGUCCAACUCCAUGUACUGUACUUGCUGUCAGUACAACACUUUUCAUCCUGAUAAUUCUGAUAAUUUCUCUUGGACAAUUGGGAUUUCAUAGUGAAGAGGAUUUCAAAUGGACACCAGCACUAAACUAUCAUCAAAGAAAGCGUCUGGACCAACCGUGUGAAACUAUUGAAUGUGUCAAAUAUUCUGCUUCUUUGCUUGAAUCAAUGAAUUCCUCGAUUGAUCCAUGUGAAAACUUCCAUGAACAUGUCUGCUCUGGUUUCACUCCAAAGAAGAGAAACUUUGAUAGACUUCUGUCGUUAAUCAUUGCUCAUCAGGAUACAGAUCAUGACAAAGCGGUGAAUAUUGUACGAAAAAUGCUGAGCAAGUGUGCAUUAGGAGAAUCGACUCAGCCGAGGGAGAAUCUUAGCACAAUUAUCCCUGAUGGAAUCCCAUUUCCAAUUCUCUCCAUCAAUUGGACGUCGUCUCAAAACGCUUCUGAUGCAUCGAACUCCACUCAUUCAGAUCUGACUCAAAUACUGAUUCAUAUCAUCAAGCAUACCUCAGAUGACGCAGGAAUAAUUGGAAUCACUCCAUCAACGGAUUCAGAAUUCACGAUGUUUACUGUCAAACCGAAUUCUCCUUCCCUGACUUUAUAUCAGUUCCGAAACGUUUUGGAUAUUCUGAAAAGAAGUGUACCAGAGAGUAUCUCAAACACAACACAAUACAAGGAAAUGGAUUAUCAGAAGAAGUUGAACGAUGUCGUUAAUCUUCAGAAACAAUUGGAAGAGAUAGAAUUCGCUGCAAAUCCAGAUGUCCUUCCACUGGCCUUCAUGCAAGAACAACUUCCGAUUAUUGAUUGGGGAUUGCUAAUGGACUCAUGGUAUCCGAAUGGAAGGCUUACAUUCAAUGAAAAAGUUUUUGGAUUCAACACCACUUAUUACAGAAAAAUCAAUGAGCUUCUGAUUUCGACACCUUCUGAAACUCUGUACAACCUUCUUCUUCUUCGGUUUUCCUUUAAAUUUUUGCGAGCAGAACUGUCUUCAGAACUGGAGGAUACGUGUCUUCUUCAAGUUUCUCGGACUGUCCCUGGAAAAAUAGUCUUACAUGGAUCGGCUGAACCGAAAGCGACGGAAUUAUUUGAUCAGAUGCGUCAAACGAUUCAUAAUCAUUUGCGAAAUUCUCUGACUUCUCUAAAAUGGAUGGAUGAGAGAGGAAUCAAAGAAGCGCAGAGGAAGUUGAACAGAACAAAGACGUUUUUCGGAUUUAAUGGAGAAGAUUUGAUUGAUGAAUUGGAUAUAUCAUAUGGUUACAGUUAUAUAUCAACACUUUGUCGAGUUUUAGUAUGGCAAACGAAGAAUAUGUUCAGAGCGAUCGCUGAAAAUACAGUAAACAUAUUUUUGAAUGCCGAGGUGUUUUAUUCGGUUGAAAGGAAUGAGAUAAGUGAGAUCGUAUUUGAAAAUAAAAUAAUCAUUCCUCAGCUGAUCCAUAUUUUUGAUGAGCGUGGAAGAUUUUAUGAUUCAAAAGGAGUGCAUCGAGAUUGGUGGAAUACGGAAACGGAGAGAUAUUUCAUGCUCAUUAAACUAUGCUUUAUGAAAAUGCAGCAAAACGUUCUUGGAGCGAGUGUUAGUGUUGGAUGGAAUGCAUAUCAUUCGACAACAGAACCAUAUGAAGUACUACCUGGAAUGAAUAAAACUGAUGCCCAACUAUUUUUCUAUAGUCUUGUGAAAACAAUGUGUAAUUCCAAUUCAGUAAAAAUCAACGAUGCUCUUGAGAGUGUUCCCGAGUUCAAAAGUGCUUUCCACUGCCAAAAUGGCACUGUAAUGAAUCCGACGACAAAAUGUAGGAUGGCUGCUUGA
This is a messenger RNA of Caenorhabditis briggsae, 2010 nucleotides long. The record is from RefSeq and is a predicted model, not a curated record. The transcript is spliced from 8 exons. Lineage: Eukaryota; Metazoa; Nematoda; Chromadorea; Rhabditida; Rhabditidae. Gene Ontology annotation, molecular function: metalloendopeptidase activity. Gene Ontology annotation, cellular component: plasma membrane. Gene Ontology annotation, biological process: protein processing. The coding region runs from base 1 to 2010 and encodes 669 amino acids.